AUGCACGAAUGCAUCGGCGGCAUCGCGUCAACUGCCACUUCGAUUACCCAUAAAAUAUUCAUUGGGGUUAUGGGUGCUGCCGAUAUUGUGGCUAUUGGCUUGUCAAUUUACGCCAUCGCCCCGUCCGAUGUGACCUUGAAUUCGCUGUACAACAGAAUCGCUUAUCACGGGUUUGGAGCAAUUUUCGGACUCGUACAUAACUGCCUGGGCAUCAUCGGAGCGCUUGUAGCUGUACUGAGCUUUACGCGCGCGAUUGGGAGGGCACCACAGCUUCGCAAUGCGAAAUUCCGCACCCUUGCCUACCUGCUCCCGCUCAGUCUGCUAGGCCACUUUGCGACCCGGCUAACCUUGGUAUUCGUCCGCCAAAGCAUCGAGAUUUACAUCGUAACCCAUUUCUUCAUAAUCAUGACGAUCACAGUUGCGUUGUACUUGGUGCCCAAUGCAGGGUUGGCGGCGGGUAAUAUUCCGUCACUCCCUCUGUACACUACCAUCUGUGCUUCAGGGAGCGAGUGUCCUCCGGAAAGCGAGGACAUGAACACGAACGGCGGCGGCUACAAUGUGCCACCCUUACCGCAGAUGAGUAGGCUGCAAGAACUGCCAGGGCAUGCGCAGCAACCACCUGUCCACCCACAACGACCACUCGCACCACUCGCACCACCACAACAACCGCCGUCGCCAGGACCGCACAGCCAGACCGUAGAGCUCCCACAGCAGCCUUAUCGAAAUUAA
Messenger RNA from Arthroderma uncinatum, 729 nucleotides. RefSeq lists its product as uncharacterized. NCBI's taxonomy places the organism in Eukaryota, Fungi, Ascomycota, Eurotiomycetes, Onygenales, Arthrodermataceae. The transcript has 2 exons. The record is from RefSeq and is a predicted model, not a curated record. The coding region runs from base 1 to 729 and encodes 242 amino acids.